Messenger RNA from Penicillium diatomitis, 2127 nucleotides. RefSeq names its product dynamin family protein. Lineage: Eukaryota; Fungi; Ascomycota; Eurotiomycetes; Eurotiales; Aspergillaceae. Gene Ontology annotation, cellular component: cytoplasm; membrane; microtubule. The coding region runs from base 1 to 2127 and encodes 708 amino acids. Gene Ontology annotation, molecular function: GTP binding; microtubule binding; GTPase activity. The record is from RefSeq and is a predicted model, not a curated record. The transcript has 2 exons.
AUGGUCUUGACAAGAUUUAACACCCAUGCCUUGAAGGACCUGUGUUCCGAAGAACAGCUAGACCUCCUUAACUCCAUCGACACUCUUCGUUCUCAAGGCAUCGAUCACUAUGUAUCACUGCCCCAGAUCAUUGUCUGUGGUGACCAGUCUUCCGGAAAGAGCUCAGUUCUAGAGGCUAUUUCAGGUGUUACUUUUCCCGUGAAGAGCAACUUAUGCACCCGAUUUCCGACCGAGCUCGUUCUUCGAAAGCACCCAAGAGUAGGGGUUCGUGUAUCUAUUGUCCCCCAUCAAACCCGCAGUGAGGUCGAGCAACGAGCCCUGGGUGAAUUUUGCGAACAGCUUGACAGCUUUGAAGUUCUGCCGAUGUUGAUAGAGAAGGCAAAGGGAGCCAUGGGAAUAAACACUCGCGGCAAAGCAUUCUCCAAUGACUUGUUGCGAGUCGAGGUGUCCGGACCGGAUCGGCCUCAUCUGACCAUUGUUGACCUCCCGGGGUUGAUCCACUCAGAAACCAAACAACAGUCGGCAACGGAUAUCCAGCUUGUUCAGGAGGUAGUUCAGUCCUACAUGCAGGAGCCACGCAGCAUUAUACUUGCUGUCGUAUCUGCGAAGAAUGACUUUGCGAAUCAAAUCGUCCUCAAAUUGGCUCGAAGCGCGGAUAAACUCGGAAACCGGACACUUGGCAUCAUCACAAAACCUGAUACACUGGCCGCUGGUUCGGAAAGCGAAGCAAUGUUUGUCUCACUGGCGAAGAAUUUAGAUGUGGAGUUUCGGCUUGGGUGGCAUGUGUUGAGGAACAUGGAUAUGGACCACGGGCAAUCGACCCGAGAGCAGCGCGAUGUUGAGGAAUUCAAAUUCUUCUCUCGGGGCAUUUGGAAAGACUUACCGAGAUCGAUUGUCGGCGUUACCACUUUGCGAGGCCGGCUGAGUACGGUGCUCCUUUCACAGAUUGCUACGGAGCUGCCAAGCCUCAUUGGAGAAAUUGAAGAUAAAGCCGGCCAAUGCAAAACACGCCUGCAACAGCUCGGCGAACCUCGAGUAAGCAUUAACGAACAGAAGUCCUAUCUGAUGAACAUAGCGCAGUGUGUUCAGGAACUGGUCAAAGCAGCUGUCGACGGCACGUACAACGACAAUUUCUUCGGUGACGCUCACUCGCCCGAUGGGUGUCAGAAGAGAAUCCGAGCCAUCAUGCAAAACUCAAACGAGAAGUUUGCCAAUGUUAUUGACGAAAGUGGGCAUCAACGUCGUAUAGUUGACGCUGAAAGGCAACAGCCUCCGGCUAAGCAUCAAGUUGACAUUACCCGUGAGAAAUAUAUCGAGCAUAUCCGCGAUCUCCUCAAGAGAACCAGGGGGCGCGAGCUUCCUGGGACUUUCAACCCCAUGAUCGUUCGUGAUCUGUUUUUAGAACAAUGUUCUCCGUGGGAGAAACUCACCUACCGCCAUACUGAUAGCCUUUGGGCCGCUGCUCGAGAGUUUCUGAUUCUUGUGGUCAAACAUACCUCGGACGAGGCCACCUCAGCGGCGCUGAUUAGGGAGAUCAUUGAUCCAGCCUGCAACUCUAUCAAAGAGGAGAUGAGCAUGAAGGUCAAGGAGCUUCUUCAACCUCACCGAAUUGGCCAUCCGAUCACCUACAAUCACCACUUCACUGAAAACUUACAGGAAAGUCGAACGGCACGGCAGAGAACUAAGAUAGCCGCAACUCUCCAGCAGUUUUUUGGCGUAAGCUCUAUAGAGCAGCCCAUCUAUGCAGAUAGAUCAUUUAACCUAUUGCACCUUCUCAAUCUGCUCACACAACAAUCAGAGCCUGACAUGGCCCAUCACGCAUCGAUCGAGGCACUAGAUUGCAUGCUUGCCUACUACAAGGUAGCAUUGAAGCGAUUCGUGGACGACAUUGCCAACGAAGUUGUAGAGGGCAAGCUUACGGCUUCUCUUUCACGCAUUUUGUCUCCAGUGACAGUGUUCGACAUGUCCACAGAUCUGGUCCGAAGAAUUGCUGGCGAGUCAGAAGAGAAUCAAAACACUCGUGCGCAACUUCGCAAGGAGCUUGAGAUCUUGCAGAAGGGUCUUGAGACCUGCAAGGAGUUUGUCAAAUUGAGAACAGACGGUAUGAUCCCUCAGCCUAACCAUUGA